AUGAAUCCAAAUCAAAAAUCAGCUGUAGUUUUAGAAACCACAAUGGGAAUCAUCGAAUUAGAAUUAUAUUGGGAUCAUGCACCAAAAACGUGUAAGAAUUUUAGUGAAUUAGCUAAAAGAGGUUAUUAUAAUGGUACAAUCUUUCAUAGAGUUAUAGCAGAUUUCAUGGCACAAGGUGGUGAUCCGACUGGUACAGGUAGAGGUGGUAAAUCGAUUUAUGGUGAUAAAUUUGAAGACGAAAUCCAUCCUCAAUUACGUUUUACAGGCGCAGGAAUUUUAGCAAUGGCCAAUUCAGGUCCCAACACAAAUGGAUCUCAAUUCUUUUUAACAUUAGCUCCAACCCCUCAUUUAGAUAGAAGACAUACGAUCUUUGGAAGGAUCAAUAGAGGUAUGAAAGUAUUAGAAAGACUUGGUGCAGUUACAGUUGAUUCAGAAGAUAGACCAAGAGAACCUGUCAAGAUCAUUCGUACUCAAAUCUUGGAACAAAGUUCAUAG
Melampsora larici-populina 98AG31 is the source of this 495-nucleotide messenger RNA. RefSeq lists its product as uncharacterized. Gene Ontology annotation, molecular function: peptidyl-prolyl cis-trans isomerase activity. Lineage: Eukaryota; Fungi; Basidiomycota; Pucciniomycetes; Pucciniales; Melampsoraceae. The record is from RefSeq and is a predicted model, not a curated record. The transcript has 5 exons. The coding region runs from base 1 to 495 and encodes 164 amino acids. Gene Ontology annotation, cellular component: catalytic step 2 spliceosome. Gene Ontology annotation, biological process: protein folding; protein peptidyl-prolyl isomerization.